This is a messenger RNA of Ciona intestinalis (vase tunicate), 961 nucleotides long. Its product is annotated as cilia- and flagella-associated protein HOATZ-like. Lineage: Eukaryota; Metazoa; Chordata; Ascidiacea; Phlebobranchia; Cionidae. The record is from RefSeq and is a predicted model, not a curated record. Gene Ontology annotation, biological process: cilium assembly.
UACUUAUGAUAUCUAUAAAACAGUAUAUUGUCUCUAUUACCUACUGUUGCUAUAGUAACUUCAAGAUAGACGCAAUUUCAGAAUCGCAAACAGAAAAUGUUCUAUUAGCAUAUUACAAAGAAAUUCCAAGAUCUUAUACAAACAAUCACGCGUGCUACGAAUAAAUGUUAGUGAUUAUUCAUAGAAUUAUUGUUUCUUUUAAAGAAAAGUGCCGUAGUUUUAAUGGAGCAGAAAGAUGUUUAGUUUUUCGAAUGUGAUUUUUAAUUGUAGAUUUUACAGGCCAAAUUUGUUUACUAAGUAUAUUUUCACUGCAGUAUCUUCGAUAACUUAACGCAUAAAGAGAGGUUGGUUCUAUGUAGCAUUAGUUGUAUAAUUUUUUUUAACUUUUAAAAUCAGCAUUUUUGUAGCUCGUAGAUGUGUGUUUUUGUAACCAAGUAAUGGACAAAAAAGAUAAAUCAUCAGUUCCGCAUCUGAUGUCGUUUUCUGGUUCGUCACCUGAAGAUGUUGAACACGCGAAGAGCUUUUGGCGAUCUUUGAAUCUUCAUCCACCUCUGGAAUCUCGUUUGGUCUCCGCCGAUAUCAGACAGCGACUCAAGGUCGCCACCGUGCGGCCGAAGAAUGACGAGUUAGCGGUUGAAUGUCUAGCAAGCGAGAACGAACGUUUCAUGAAGCAAGCGCAUGAACUGGAAAAAGCUGACGAACGAAUAAAAUAUCGCGCACUUGCGCAACAGAGAGAACAAGUCUUAAACUUGCUUUACCGUCAACGAGCUCAGCGAAUGGCAAAAGAAAUGAUUUCACGAAACCAUCGAUAGCGUUUUUACCACUCCUUUAUUUUGCCACAUAUUAAAUUUACUUUUGCUGCUACAAACUGCCAUAUUUUAACACAGUUUGCUUCGACACUCGUCGUUUGUAUUCAGUUUACGUAAAAUUUGAUAUACUUUUCGAAUACGAUAGCGAAUAG